GCGUCAUUGACAUGCGACUCGGCAACCAGCGAGGAAACGCGUGUUUAGAUCCCGAGGCAACAUUAGUGUCUCGUGUUGACUCACACAAUUUCACGAAGACGCCGUGCUCAAACCCGCGAUAUGGGCGAAAGUAGCCGCCCUUGCACCGUGUGGCUGGGCUCGGAGACGGGCAUCCUGAAGGGCGUCAGCGUGUCCCGCAAACAAGCCUUCAACUUCUGCAACAGCUCGCAGCUGAGCCGCCAGCACGAGGUCCGUACGCUGUGCUGGGCCGACGCGGCCGAGAGCGAGCUGUUGGUUGCCGCCGUGGACGGAACUGUCAAGACCUUUAGCGUGGAGAAGGGGGCCUUCACCGACACGCGAAGCUGCGGGGACCCCGCCGAGGGCUGUUUCGUCGGGAUGGCGGUGCUGGACAACGGCGCGGCGCAGGUGACGUGCGCGGAGAGCGGCUUGCUCCGGGUGUGGAGGGAUGAGAGCCGCGAGCCCGCCACGGAGAUCCGCGUGGGUAGCGACGUAGCCAGGAUGAGGCAGAACCCGGAACACCGGCACAACGUGGCGACCGGCGGGAAGGACAAUUGCCUCAAAGUGUGGGACCUGGAGAAGCCCGACAAGCCCGUUUUCACCGCUAAGAACCUGCGGAACGACUGGUUGGAUCUACGGCGACCACACUGGGUCAAAGACAUGGCCUUCAUACCGGGAUCCGAUAAGGUGGUUACCUGCACGGGACACCACCAGGUCCAUGUGUACGACCCCUCCACACCCCAACGUCGCCCCGUACUGGAGGCCACUUAUGGGGAGUACCCGCUGACGACGCUGUCUCUUCCUGCCGCGGGGGACUCUGUGGUGGUCGGCAACACGCAUGGUCAGAUUGCCGUACUGGACUUGCGAAAAGGCCUGGUGCGGGGGUGCUUCAAGGGCCUGGCCGGGGGUGUGCGGGGUCUGCAGUGCCACGCCUCGCAACCCCUGGUGGCAUCCUGCGGCCUGGACCGCUUCUUGCGGAUCCACAGCCUGGAGAACCGACGAGUGCAGCAUAAGGUUUACCUGAAAUCCCGUCUCAACUGCCUGCUGCUUGCCAGCCGACCGCUGGAGGAGGCAGAGUGCGCUGUGGGGGAGGACGGGCAGGAGGUGAAGGAGGAGGACGAUGAUGUGGACGAAGUGUGGGAUGCCAUGGAGCAGGUGGACGAGCGAGAACAGAAUCUCAAGAGAAAAACACCAGAGGAGGAAGCAGAGAAUUCUAACAGAAAAGCGCAAGAGAAUUUCAAGAGCAAAACUUCAGAGGACGGAGAGAAUCCUGAGAAGAAAACACCAGAGGAAGAGCCUCCGAAGAACAAGACAAAGAAGAGAAAAAAAGCUCAAGCCUGAGAGGCAUUUGCGGUGUGCACAGUGCGUGGGACACUAAAAGUUCAAGCUCCUCAGACUGAAAGAUAGAUGAUACUAUGCGAAUGUUCCUUGGAGAAUUUGCAUCUUUUAUCAUUUUAUCACAUGUAUUAAAAUGACUGUUUUUGGUCAUGCUAUA
Messenger RNA from Hippocampus comes (tiger tail seahorse), 1513 nucleotides. RefSeq names its product WD repeat domain 74 (gene wdr74). Gene Ontology annotation, biological process: ribosomal large subunit biogenesis. The record is from RefSeq and is a predicted model, not a curated record. Lineage: Eukaryota; Metazoa; Chordata; Actinopteri; Syngnathiformes; Syngnathidae. The coding region runs from base 121 to 1359 and encodes 412 amino acids. The transcript is spliced from 2 exons. Gene Ontology annotation, molecular function: protein binding. Gene Ontology annotation, cellular component: preribosome, large subunit precursor; nucleolus.